This is a messenger RNA of Cloeon dipterum, 1530 nucleotides long. Its product is annotated as WASH complex subunit 1-like. Gene Ontology annotation, biological process: retrograde transport, endosome to Golgi; Arp2/3 complex-mediated actin nucleation; exocytosis. The coding region runs from base 134 to 1468 and encodes 444 amino acids. The record is from RefSeq and is a predicted model, not a curated record. The transcript has 9 exons. Gene Ontology annotation, cellular component: recycling endosome; early endosome; WASH complex. Gene Ontology annotation, molecular function: alpha-tubulin binding; actin binding; gamma-tubulin binding. NCBI's taxonomy places the organism in Eukaryota, Metazoa, Arthropoda, Insecta, Ephemeroptera, Baetidae.
GUGGUGAGUUCGUAGCCGACUCUGCACCUCCUUGGCGAAGCCCCCUCGAACGUCAUAUGACUGAUGUAAACAAAGCCUGAGAAGUCGCUGUUUGCACCCUUACGGUUCCUCUGCGGCUGCCUUUUUCGAUUAAAUGAAAAUGGCUGAGCCAAUUUACGAGGUUCCGGUCAUUCACCAAGAUCUCCGGCAAGAUGAAACAAUUGUCCAAAUUGCUGACAGCUUGGAGUACCUUCAAAAAUGUGCCAACCAGAUUUUUACUAAAAUUGAGUCAAAACUUGAGGAGAGUGCUCGGAAACUCAAUGCCAUCCAGCAGAGAACUGCAGUCUCCAAACAAAACAUUCAAAAACUCACUGGAAUAAAGAAGGCGACCAAAGUCAUUUCAAGUGCCAAAUAUCCAGCUAGUGACGAGUACCAUCCAUACAAAUCAAUUUUUCCCACAGACGCUAAACUAGUUUUUACAAGCAAUGAUAUUCCCAUCAAGUCUACUAUUCAAAUUGCAUCAGAUAAAAAUAUUCAGGAGAAAAUGCAGUUUUACCAUGUUAAAAAUACAACUAAAAUGCUAAGAAGAAAUUUUGAAAUCACAAUUGACGAGGGUUUAGGGAACCUGCCUCGAAAUAUCACAUCUGUAUCGUCUCUGCUUCUGUUCAACACCACUGAAAAUCCGUAUAAAACAAAUCUGGCUGACAGCUUCGGACUCCACUACAAAAUAAAGCAUGCAGUGGCCGAGCCGCAAGAGACGAAAACAAAACCGGUUGCAAAUGCAAUGAAAAGCAUCCCCAUCGAACCAGAAACCCAGCUCGGCUUUUACAGUCCGGGCGCCGCCGAAGUGCCCGAGCUGGACAUUCCGAUGGACCUGCCCAAUCUCCCAGGAAUUGCCGAUGAUCUAGAUUUCAGCUUUUCGGAGAGUCCGCCCGUCGCUGCACCUACACCCCCGAGCGAACCAAAGCCGAAAACCACCCCUGCCCCACCCCCAAUUAGGCAACCGGAAGCUACCAGUCCUGCUCCGCCUGCUGUGAUAGUGCCUGCGGCCCCCGCUCCUCCGGCGGCCGCUCCGCCUCCACCACCCCCACCACCACCUCCACCUGUCGGGCCGAUUUUUGUCGAGGCCACCUCCAAUGCACCAGUGGAGAAAAAAACUGCUCCCAAACCCGAGGUUGGCGACGAGCGGGCCAACUUAAUGGCAGCAAUUAGACAAGCUGGAGGCAAAAUGAAGCUCAGAUCUGUGUCCGAAAAGAAAAUGGAAAGCAAAAAGAAAAAACAGGAGGAAAAGGAAAAAGUGGUGAGUGGAGACCUGAUGGCCGAUUUGCACGCGAAACUGAUGCUCCGAAGAACGGGAAUUUCUGGCCGGAACCAAGCGUCUGGCGGAGGGGGACUGCUGGAGAAGGUGGCUGCCAUGAUUCCGCCGCCGCCGGGAAUUCCGCAGCCGCAGCAGUGUGAUAGCGAAGACAACUCGGACUGGGAACCAUGAUUGAUGUUUUUUAUGACGGAAAUCAAUCUAUUCUUGUUAUUAAAGCGACAUAAUCUGCGUCA